Messenger RNA from Lepus europaeus (European hare), 2155 nucleotides. RefSeq names its product membrane associated ring-CH-type finger 5 (gene MARCHF5). The transcript is spliced from 7 exons. The record is from RefSeq and is a predicted model, not a curated record. Bases 312 to 1274 code for a protein of 320 amino acids. Gene Ontology annotation, molecular function: zinc ion binding. Lineage: Eukaryota; Metazoa; Chordata; Mammalia; Lagomorpha; Leporidae.
UCCUCCGCCGGCAGCAACUCGGCGCCCGCGGUCCAUGGACCGGAACCCUGGGCCGACGGGCAGGAACCCGGGCCGCGAUCGCCGCCUCCCAGCCGCAGGCUCCUCCUCCUCGCUCCCUACAGCCUCCUCCGGACGCCCGCUGGCCGCGCACUGCCGCCGCCGGGCUCUCGGAGCCGCCCCGGGAGGCUGGGUGGCGGGUUCGCGGCUGCCGCCGGACUGAGGCCUACUCCGCCGCCUCUCAGUGCUAUUGUCCCUGGGCCUGGCCCUGACGGGUCCGCCGGGGAGGGCCGAGUGCGCCGGCUCCGCGGAAGAUGCCGGACCAAGCCCUACAGCAGAUGCUGGACAGUGUUUGUCAGCAAUGUCGCCGACAAGAUGAACCAUGUUGUCUUUCGGGGGAAUCACCCCCUGGAACGAUUUCGAAGCCUUUCCCCGCCAAAGCCGAGGAUAAGCAUUCUUUGGGAAAGCCUGAUAGAAGUUGCUGGGUAUGUUUUGCCACUGAUGAAGAUGAUAGAACAGCUGAAUGGGUGAGACCAUGCAGAUGCAGAGGAUCUACAAAAUGGGUUCACCAGGCUUGUCUACAGCGCUGGGUGGAUGAAAAACAAAGAGGAAACAGUACAGCCAGAGUGGCAUGUCCUCAGUGCAAUGCUGAAUACUUAAUAGUUUUUCCAAAGUUGGGUCCAGUUGUUUACGUCUUGGAUCUUGCAGAUAGACUGAUCUCAAAAGCUUGUCCAUUUGCUGCAGCGGGAAUAAUGGUUGGCUCUAUCUAUUGGACAGCUGUGACUUAUGGAGCAGUGACAGUGAUGCAGGUUGUAGGCCAUAAAGAAGGUCUGGAUGUUAUGGAGAGAGCUGAUCCUUUAUUCCUUUUGAUCGGACUUCCUACUAUUCCCGUCAUGCUGAUAUUAGGCAAGAUGAUUCGCUGGGAGGACUACGUGCUUAGGCUAUGGCGUAAAUACUCAAAUAAACUACAGAUUUUGAACAGUAUAUUUCCAGGGAUUGGGUGUCCUGUUCCUCGAAUUCCAGCCGAGGCUAAUCCUUUAGCAGAUCAUGUCUCUGCUACCCGAAUUUUGUGUGGAGCCCUUGUCUUUCCUACUAUUGCGACAAUAGUUGGUAAACUGAUGUUCAGUAGUGUUAACUCUAAUUUACAAAGGACAAUCUUGGGUGGAAUUGCUUUUGUUGCCAUAAAAGGAGCAUUUAAGGUUUACUUCAAACAGCAGCAAUAUUUACGUCAGGCACACCGCAAAAUUCUAAAUUAUCCAGAGCAAGAAGAAGCAUAAAACUGUGACUUCUAGUUCUGCAGUCUUCUCAUCCUUAGGAGUCUGUUGUGUUGUUUUGAUUCCAUCAUUAAUGCACUAGUGGAGACUUGUGAUAAGCUGUUGCUCCUAUAUUUUUCAGAAAUAUAAUAAAGCACUUAGGGCAGGGAAAAUCCUCUCAGUAAUUGCAGAAUCUAAGGAUGUGACUUGUUUUCUUUGCUUUGUAUAUGCUGCUUUUAUGGCAGUCAUCUGAACCAUUUUCUGAGCAUGGUAAACCUGGGUUUUCUUCAGAUUUGCUCCAAACAGAAAUGUAAAGAUCAAACUGUACAAAUAUUAAAAAAUGCACAUGCUGUUUUAUUCAAAUGCCUCUUUUGUACAUGUUCACGUUCAGUGUUUUCUUAGAAUCAGCAACUCAAUGAAGGUACUAUGAGGAUUUUUCUCAUUGGCAUAAUUUGAAUACAUGCUAAACAGGAGCAUAUGUUAAUAUGAGGAAAUAUAAAUUUAGUUAUAAAUAACAAGCCAAAAAUGUAUGUAAACAUUCAAAUAAUUAUCUGAACAAGUGGGAGUUUCUUGUGUUUUCUUUAACCCAUGUGAUGUACUCCAAAAUGUGUAGGGUAAAAAUUUCCAGGGCUUCCAGAUCCCUUUUUCACUAUUAAAUUUUAUUUAUAUAACGUUGAUAUCUCAUAGCUCAUAAUGUAACUUUGACUCAUGUAGUCUUGAUUACUGUAUGUGUGUGGUGUGAGAGAGAGAACGAGAGAGAGCAAGCAAUUGUGUCCUUCCACCUCUCGGGUAAGGUUUUUAAAUCACUAUUUCUAGAAAUUAGAGCUGCCAGUUUAUAGUUUGCGCAGAAGAAUGAUUUGCAAAAAAGGAAUCAAUAAAGUUAUUUUACUCUCCUCUUUCACUGA